AGAACCAACAGUCCCUGAGCUCUUAUGAUUAUGCUUUAAGGGACACUUCCAUGAGACAGUACAAUUAUUGGCCUGAUUCUACAGAUUGGAAGACUGAGGUGCAGAAAGCUCACCUAACUGAUCUGUAAGGGCCAAGAGCCAGAAUUCAAACCAGGACCUGCCUGAUUGCUGAGCUGGAGGGCUUCACUUUCUUACUGUCCUGUAUCCCAGUAAGUGCUCACCUUGCUUGUGGGGCCCACCUUCUGGGCUCCAUCCUUGCUUCCCCUCUAUUUUCCACGGUCUCACCCUCCCUCACCUUCCCCUGUCUCACUUGGGGCCCCAGCCCCCUGCCAGGAACGAAGAUCCCUCCCCUCUCCCCUCCCAGCUCUAGGGCAGGUUCUGUGCCCCAGGGGCUCUCUAGAAAGAGCUCCGCCUCCUCCAGGUAAAGCUGCUUUCUCUUGGCAGGGCCCCCAGUCCCCUCAGUGCACGCAGGCAUGCACGCGCGUGCGCGAGCGCACAGACACUCACACACACUCCACCCACAAACCGCACGCUGCAUACACAAGUCACACAGGAGAUAGACUCUCAGUCCCAACCCCAAACAGACUCCGCCUCCUCCUCAGUUGAGGAGUCCCAGACUGGCUCCUUUUACCACAUUCCCUAACCUGCCAGUGCCUGAAAGGAGAAGAUAUGGGGGCUCCUCCACCUAAGGCAGAGGGACCCUGGGUCCAACUCCAGAAACUGCUGGCCUCCUGGCUGGUCAGAGAGCAGGACUGGGAUCAGCACGUGGACGAGGCCCACAUGCUGCAACAGAAGAGGAUCCAAGAGUCUCCGCUGCUCCAAGCAGCCAAGGAAAAUGACCUGUGUGUCCUGAAGAAGCUUCUGCUGGACCGAAACUGUGACUUCCGGCAGAGAGGAGCCUUGGGGGAGACGGCGCUGCAUAUCGCAGCGCUCUACGACAGCCUUGAAGCGGCCCUGGUGCUGCUGGAGGCGGCCCCGGAGCUGGUCAAGGAGCCUGCCCUGUGUGAGCCGUUUGUAGGUCAGACUGCACUGCACAUAGCCAUCGUGAACCAGAACGUGAACUUGGUGCGAGCCCUGCUUGCCCACGGCGCCAGCGUCUCUGCAAGAGCUACAGGCACAGCUUUCCGCCGCAGCCCCCGCAACCUCAUCUACUUCGGGGAGCACCCUUUGUCUUUUGCUGCCUGCGUGGGCAGUGAGGAGAUCGUGAGGCUGCUCAUUGAGCACGGAGCUGACAUCCGGGCCCAGGACGCCCUGGGAAACACCGUGCUGCACAUCCUCAUCCUCCAGCCCAACAAGACCUUUGCCUGCCAGAUGUACAACCUGCUGCUCUCCUACGACGGGCGCGGGGACCACCUGCAGGCCCUGGACCUCGUGCCCAAUCACCAGGGUCUCACCCCCUUCAAGCUGGCCGGAGUGGAGGGCAACACUGUGAUGUUCCAGCACCUGAUGCAGAAGCGGAAGCACAUCCAGUGGACGUACGGACCGCUGACGUCCACUCUCUACGACCUCACGGAGAUCGACUCCUGGGGGGAGGAUGUGUCCUUUCUUGAGCUCGUGGUUUCCUCCAAGAAGCGAGAGGCUCGCCAGAUCCUGGAGCAGACCCCAGUGAAGCAGCUGGUGAGCUUCAAGUGGAAGAAAUACGGGCAGCGGUACUUCUACAUUCUGGGCGCCUUGUACACGCUCUAUAUGAUCUGCUUCACCACCUGCUGCAUCUACCGCCCCCUCAAGUUCCGCAUGGGCAACCGCACAGACCCCCGGGAUAACACCGUCCUCCAACAGAAAUUACUGCAGGAGGCCUACGUGACUCAGCAGGACAAAAUCCGUCUGGUGGGGGAGUUGGUGACCGUCACAGGGGCUGUGAUUAUCCUGCUCCUAGAGAUCCCAGACAUCCUUAGGGUUGGUGCUUCUCGAUAUUUUGGACAGACUAUCCUCGGGGGACCAUUCCAUGUCAUCAUCAUCAUCUAUGCCUGCAUGGUGCUGGUGACCAUGGUGAUGCGGCUCUCCAACAUGAACGGGGAGAUGGUGCCCAUGUCCAUUGCCCUGGUGCUGGGCUGGUGCAGUGUUAUGUACUUCGCUCGAGGAUUCCAGAUGCUUGGUCCCUUCAGCAUCAUGAUCCAGAAGAUGAUUUUUGGAGACCUCAUGCGUUUCUGCUGGCUAAUGGCUGUGGUUAUUCUGGGAUUUGCCUCAGCGUUCUAUGUCAUUUUCCAGACAGAGGACCCAGCCAAUCUGGGGCAAUUCUAUGACUAUCCCAUGGCACUGUUCAGCACCUUUGAGCUUUUCCUCACCGUCAUUGAUGGGCCUGCCAACUACGAAGUGAACUUGCCCUUCAUGUUUGGCAUUGUCUACUUUGCCUUCACCAUCAUCGCCACACUGCUCAUGCUCAACCUAUUCAUCGCCAUGAUGGGUGACACACACUGGCGGGUGGCCCAUGAGCGGGACGAGCUCUGGAGGGCCCAGGUGGUGGCUACCACGGUGAUGUUAGAGAGGAAGCUGCCUCGCUUCCUGUGGCCUCGCUCUGGGAUCUGCGGGUACCAGUAUGGGCUGGGGGACCGCUGGUUCCUGCGAGUCGAGAACCACCAUGAUCAAAAUCCUUUGCGAGUGCUUCGCUACGUGGAAGCUUUCAAGGGCUCAGACAAGGAGGAUGGACAAGAGCAGCUUUCUGAGAAACAGCCCUCUGUUUCUGCGACUGAAAGUGGGACCCUAGCCAGAGCCUCUCUGUCCCCCCUGACCCCCUCCCUGUCCCGGACCACAUCUCACAGCAGUAGUCACCGGGGCUGGGAGAUCCUUCGUCGUAACACCCUGGGACAUGGAAAUCUUGGGCUGGACCUUGGCGAGGGGGAUGGAGAGGACAAUAUCUAUCAUUUAUGAUGAGGACCCUUGUUACCGUUGGCCUGACAAACAGGUGGGCCUAGAUGGGGAACGGUAUCUAAUUUUCAUGCCUGUUAACUGUGGGGAGGGGGUCAACAGAAUAAUUCUUAAAGGUCAUGUCUCAUCUUCACAUCAGCAUUUCUGGAGAUGGGCAAUGGGCAUCUGUUGCCCCACAUAGCUCCUGGGCUCCUGGAAGUCCCACAUCUUGAGAAAAGAAGGUAUCUCUUCAAGGAAAGUUGGACUUGGCCAUCAAAGACAAGAGAUAGGGAUGCUAGACCAACAUGUGGAUCAUCUUUCUUUCUGCCUCAUGCCAGCCCUAGACCGUAGUAAGCUGUGAAGCCUGCCUGGUUCCACAAGGCUUACCGUGGGAAGAGCCAGGUGUGGCACUGAAGUGGCCCCUCCCUUUUUCUUAUACCCCUGUAGGACUCUCCUUUCCUGGCAACCAAAUCCCAACUAGAAAACUGCAAGAAGAAAUGUCCUUUAUUCUUGCCUGAUUUUUAAAUAAUUUGAUUGUGGGAAGAUACACAUAACAUAAAAUUUACUAUUUUAACCACUUUCAGGGAUACAGUUCAGUGGCAUUAAGUCCACUUACAUUGUUGCAUCACCAUCACUGCUCUUCAUCAUAGGACAAUUUCAUCACCCCAAACUGGAAUUCCUGUACUCCUUAAACACGAAGUCCCCACCAUACCUCCGCACAGCCCCUGAUAACCAAUAUUCUACUUCGUGUCUAUGAAUUUGCCUACUCUAGAUACCUCAUGGAAGUGGAAUCAUGGUUUAUUUCACUUAGCAUAAUAUUUUCAAGAUUCAUCCAUGUUGUGGCAGGCAUCAGAAUUUUAUUCCUUUUAAAGGCCAAAUAAUAUUUCAUUAUAUGGAUAGACCACAUUUUGUUUAUUCAUUCAUCCAUUGGUGGACAUUCAGGUUGUUUCCACCUUCUGGCUAUUGUAAGUAACACUGCUAUGAACAUUGGUAUAUAGUUCUCUUCGAGUCCUUGCUUGCAAUUCCUUUGGGUAUAUUGCUUGAUGUGGAAUUGCUGGAUCUUAUAGCAAUUAUUGUUUAAUUUUUUGAGAAAUUGCCACACUGUUCGUUGUUUUUCUUUUUUCUUCUCUCCCUCCCCCUCCUCCUCCUUUUCCUUCUCCUCCUCCUCCUUCUUCUUCUUCUUCUUUUUCUUCUUCUGAUAAUAACCAUCCUAAUGUGUAUGAAGUGGUGUCUCAUUGUGGUUACGAUUUGUAUUUCCCCAAUGACUAAUGACAAUGAACAUCUUUUCAUAUGCUUAUUGGCCCUUUCUAUAUUUAUUUUUGGAGAAAUAUCUAUUCAAGUCCUUCAUCUCUGUUUAAAUUGUGUUGGUUUUUUUGUUGUUUUUUAGUUGUCUUAUCCUUGCUUUUUGAGGCUCACAGCCUAACGUGUUUGUAUCUUAUUUGUGUCCAGGUGUAUGUUUAAAUAAGUGUGGUAAAUUAUGCCUUUCUGUGCUUGAACAGCUCAAUCAUUUCUUUUAUGGGACUGUCCCUGGUCUGUCCCUCAGGUGGCUCAUUAGCAGCUAAUCAUCCUUGUGCAUGGAGGUAGCAGGCUCCUGGCUACGUCUCCUCCAGCAGCCAUCCUCCACCCCCACCUCCCUCUGCCCCUGUGCUGAGUUGUGGGGUGGCAACAACAACGCAGGAUGGGCCAUCCCUAUCUAGGGAGGAAACUGGGAGAUAGUGUCCAGGGCACCCAGUACUGGGCUCAUGACAGUCUCCCUCUUGUCUCCAGUCCGUUGCACCUCACCCUAGCCCUAUCAUCACCUUCACCCGAAAGCCAUAAUAUCUUUUAAGAGGACUGUGGUCUGGAAUAGCAAAAAGGUACAUGGGAUUUAUGAAACCACUGGUAGAUUCUUGUAGAUACUCAUACAAAGCACAGAUGAGUGUGGAACAGUGAGGGAUCACAUGAAUGUACAGGCACAGGGUCCUACACACUCGGCCACAGGUUGCAGGGUUUCUAAAAGUGCUCAGUCAUCGUGAUUCCUCUUAUUUUCCUUACAAUGGAAGCACUUCCUCUCUUGUGUAAAGCUAAACUCCCAUCUGAGUUCCAGACUCAGUUUUCUUUCUGUCUCUUCAGAUAGCCGUGUCCAUCACUGUCCCCUUUUGUGUAUCUUCUCAUUUGUGUAUCUCACCCCCUCCCUCUCCACUAGCUCUGGGGGUUAGCAAAUAACCAUGCUCUAUCCUUUCCCAUAUUCAAAGAAAUGGCAAAUACCCUCCCUCAACCCUUCUCCCUCCUUCCAGCAACUGCCCUCUUUUCUAUUCCCUAUUCAGGGCCAAACUUCUUAGACACGACUCCAUUGUCUACGGACCUCACACUGAGUCCUCAACCAUUGUGAUUUGACCUUGCGUCUCCAUGCUACUGACAUCUCUCAUGUUAUCUACCUCUGGCUAAGCUCACUGAAGUCUCAAUCUUGCUUGAACUCUCGGUAGCCUUCAGACUACGGUCGACCACUCACCACCUCUCAGCACAUUAGGGCCACACGCUCCUACCAUGCUGGCUGCUGCAUUUCUACAAAAAUCCCAUAAAUAUUUUUGGUCCACAAGGCUCUCUGUUUUUCUCACCACCUGGGCAGUCUCACCUGCUUCUGCAGAUUGUAUUAACAUGCACAUGUUCAUGACUCCCACUCCCUAUCUUUGGUUCAGAUCUGUCUCUUAAGCUCCAGGCAUGAACAGCUUGGAUGCCUAUCUAUUAGACAGCUGAGCCUGGAUAUUUUACAAACACCUCAAACUCAACAUGUCCCAAAUGGAACAGCUUUUUUUUCCUCACCAAACCUGCUCCUCCACCAGAGUUCCCUACCAAAUAAUAGGCAACGUUGCCUACGCCAGAACUUGGGCGCCAUCUUAAACACAUUUCUGUCAAUUCUCAAGUCCUGUAAAUCUCAAAUCUUGUGGAUUCUGUUCCCUAAAGCAUCUGCUUUGAAAAGAAUUAAUUUUGGUUAGAUCAUACAUGACAUAGCACAGAAUUCAACAAGCACACAAGAUAUACAGGGGGAAAAACUUUCCUACCUCUGUCCUAGCCCCUCUGGUGUUCUCUCCAGGGACAUUCAUUAAUAAAAGUUUAACAAUCCUUCCAAAAAUACUCUGUAUAUAUCCAAGCAUAUGUAUGUAUAUAUUCCCCUUAAAAAAGCAUGUAAUUGUACAGCUUGUUAGAAACAGUUUUUGCUUUUUUCACUUAAUACAUUUUGAAGACUGUUCCAUACCAAUAUAAAAUCUUCCAUUUGUCUCUGCCUCUCUGAACCCUACUGAGUUCCAGGAGUAGUUUCUUAACUGCUUUCUUUGCCUGCAGUCUUGGUCUUCAAUCCAUCAUCCACACUAUGGCCAGAAGGGUCUUUGUAAGACACAAGUCCUGCCCCCAAGUGUGGUCUUCUGGAAGCCCUCCCUAAGCUGACCCCAGGCAACCCUCCAGCCUCCUCUUCUCUCAGGCUCUAUUUCACCAAGCUGGAUUUCUCUUAGUUCCUGGAUAGUGCUGGGUUCUUCUUCUUCUUGGCCUCACAAUUUCUGGACCUUUCUACCUCCCUGUGCCCAUUCUCCCUUCCAUCUUUCUGACUUCUAGUCAUCUUGUUGGUCUCAGCCUCAUGAUUGUACAUUGGUUGUGUGUGCAUGUGCGGGGGUGCUGACCAGUAGGCUAGGUUUGAGUCCACCUGCUCUAUGUUUCCAGGCUACCUACAUUUUCUUUUUUAUCACACAUCCUGCACCUUGUCAAACUUAUUUGUUUCAAUGUCUGUCGUCUUUAGUAGACUGUAAGCUCCACAAAGACAGAGAUGGUGCUUACUUAUUCAUCACUGUGUUCCCAGUGUCUGGCAUAAUUCCUGGUUCAAUGUAGUGUGCAAUAAAUAUUCAUUAACUAGAUCUAUGAAUGAUUGACUGGUUUUUAUUCUAAGCUCUCUCACUGGCCAUACUUGAGU
Messenger RNA from Mirounga angustirostris (Northern elephant seal), 6784 nucleotides. It is a transcript of the gene TRPV5, whose product is annotated as transient receptor potential cation channel subfamily V member 5. The record is from RefSeq and is a predicted model, not a curated record. Lineage: Eukaryota; Metazoa; Chordata; Mammalia; Carnivora; Phocidae. Bases 670 to 2868 code for a protein of 732 amino acids. The transcript has 15 exons. Gene Ontology annotation, molecular function: protein binding; calcium channel activity. Gene Ontology annotation, cellular component: plasma membrane. Gene Ontology annotation, biological process: calcium ion import across plasma membrane.